Drosophila albomicans is the source of this 3489-nucleotide messenger RNA. It is a transcript of the gene ss, whose product is annotated as circadian locomoter output cycles protein kaput. The record is from RefSeq and is a predicted model, not a curated record. Gene Ontology annotation, cellular component: nucleus; aryl hydrocarbon receptor complex. The transcript has 8 exons. Gene Ontology annotation, molecular function: transcription cis-regulatory region binding; protein dimerization activity; nuclear receptor activity. Gene Ontology annotation, biological process: regulation of transcription by RNA polymerase II. Bases 67 to 3312 code for a protein of 1081 amino acids. Lineage: Eukaryota; Metazoa; Arthropoda; Insecta; Diptera; Drosophilidae.
AAAAAGAGAACAGAACAGAAGAAAAAAUCAUUCACAACGGCGACCAUAACGAACUCCGCCCUUGCAAUGAGCCAACUGGGCACCGUCUACGCCACAAAGCGAAGGCGACGCAAUGGCAAAAGCCUGAAGCCGCCGCCCAAGGAUGGCGUCACUAAGAGCAAUCCAUCAAAACGGCAUCGGGAGCGGUUGAAUGCCGAAUUGGAUCUGCUUGCCUCGCUGCUGCCCUUCGAGCAGAAUAUACUAAGCAAACUGGAUCGACUGAGCAUACUAAGGCUGUCCGUUAGUUAUUUAAGAACCAAAAGUUAUUUUCAAGUUGUUAUGCAUAAGGAUAAGGAGGAGAAUGGAGUCCUGCCGCACAUACACGCACACGAUGGCUACAGAACGCGUGAGCUGGGCGCCUUUGAGCAUGGUCUGCUGGAUGGUGAUAUGUUCCUGCAGGCUCUAAAUGGAUUUCUAAUGAUACUGACAUGCGAAGGCGAGGUCUUCUUUGCCACGCACAGCAUCGAGAGCUAUUUGGGUUUUCAUCAGUCGGACAUUGUGCAUCAGUCAGUGUACGAGCUGGUGCACUCUGAGGAUCGCGAGGAACUGCAGCGCCAACUGCUGUGGAACAGCUUCCUGCCCGCGGACAUGUCCAGCAUGCAGCUCUCGGAGACUCUGGCGCCCGACAAGGCGCUCUACUUGGAGCGCAGCUUCACGGUGCGAUUCCGUUGCCUGCUGGACAACACCUCAGGAUUCCUGCGCCUCGACAUACGCGGUCGCAUCAAGAUACUCCAUGGCCAGAACCGAAAGACGGAGGAGCCGCCACUCGCACUGUUCGCCUACUGCACACCAUUCGGUCCGCCCAGUUUGCUGGAGAUACCGCACAAGGAGAACAUGUUUAAGUCCAAGCACAAGUUGGACUUUUCGCUCGUCUCCAUGGAUCAGCGGGGCAAGCACAUUCUGGGCUACGCAGAUGCCGAGCUAGUCAACAUGGGUGGCUACGAUCUGGUGCACUAUGAUGACUUGGCCUACGUGGCCAGCGCUCAUCAGGAAUUGCUGAAGACGGGGGCCUCGGGCAUGAUUGCCUAUCGCUACCAGAAGAAGGACGGCGAGUGGCAGUGGCUGCAGACGAGCUCGCGAUUGGUGUACAAGAAUUCGAAGCCAGACUUUGUCAUCUGCACGCAUCGCCAGCUGAUGGAUGAGGAGGGACACGAUCUGCUCGGCAAGCGCACCAUGGACUUUAAGGUCAGCUAUCUGGACACCGGACUGGCGUCCACGUACUUCUCCGAGGCCGAUCAGCUGGUGGUGCCGCCCUCAAGUGCCAGUGCCUCGCCCACAGCUCAUGCGCUGCCUCCUCCCGUCACGCCCACGCGUCCCAAUCGUCGCUACAAGACGCAGUUGCGGGACUUUCUCUCCACGUGUCGCAGCAAGCGCAAGUUGCAGCAGCAGCAGCAGCAACAACAGCAGCUGCAGGCUCAGCAAUCCUCGCCAUUGGGUCAGGUUGGUUCUCCAGCGCCUGCUGUGGUCGAGUAUCUGCCCGAUCCAGCGGCUGUGGCUGCAGCUGCCGCCUACUCCAAUCUAAAUCCCAUGUACACGGCAUCGCCGUACGCAACGGCUGCGGAUAAUCUCUACAUGGGCAGCUCGAUGCCGGCCAAUGCCUUCUAUCCGGUCAGCGAGACGUCGCUCUUCCAUCAGUAUCGACUCCAAGGUGCAGUCGGAGUCGGUGGCUACUACACCGACUAUCCGCACACGGGAGCUCCGGCCUCGGCGUAUGUGGCGAACGGUUUCCUGUCGUACGAUGGCUAUGCCAUUGCCUCCAAGGCGGACGAGAAGUGGCAGGAGACGGGCAAAUACUACAGCGGCUACAGCAGCGGAUACGGCAGUCCAACGUCCACGCCACAGCAGAUUCCCCUGAAGACGCCCAAGUCAUCGCCUCAAGUCAUGGAGGUCAUCUCGUGCUCGUCGGAUGGACCUUCGCCCGUUGCCGUUGCUGCUGGCGCCACAACCAAUGGCAGCAGCGGCGUGCCUCCUAAAGUGGAGUUGCAAGCAGCAUCCGCAGUUGCCGAUCCCUACGAGCGACAGACGGUGCUGAUGUGGGGCACCACUCAGUCCAGCGGUGUGCCGCUCAACAGUCGCAUUGCAGCCACAGCUGGUGGCUCGCCGCAUCGCAACACUCCGCUCUCGAAUGGCCUCAGCUAUGCCAACAACAACAACGAACACGAAACUGCCGCGGCAGCCAAGUGGAAUGGCAACAAGGAGCUGAGCGGCAAGUCAACGAGUGCCGGCACACCUGAGAGCUAUCAGCUGCAGCAUGACGACUCCGGACUCUACUCGGCAUCCUCGCACACCACAUCGCCCCAGCAGCAGCAGCAACAACAGCAGCAGCAGCAGCAGCGUGGCAUUGGCAGCAAUGUGAGCAACUCGAGCAAUACUGAGCACCACGUCCACCAACCACAACCGCCCAGCUGCGCCGCCGCCAAUCAUCAGCAAUCGUCGCAGGCAACGCACAAUCAUCACGCUCAUCCUCACGCACACACGCUGCAUCACCAGCAGCAACAGCAACAGCAGCAGCAACAACAGCAACAGCAACAACAUCAGCAUCCACAUCCACAUCCGCAUCCACAUCAGCAUCAAGCACAUCAUCAACACCACGCAGAGAUCACCGCAUCCGCCACGGCGGCAGCCACAACGCCGGCGUCGGCAACAGCCACCGCGGCAGCAGCAACAGCAACCGCUAAUGGCAGCGAGAUCCUAAUCACCACUCAACAACUGCAACAGCAACAGCAGCAACAACAACAGCAGCAGCAGCAACAGUUGGCGGUUUAUCCGCUGCACCACCAGCAACAUCAGCUGGAGUCGCCGCCCAAUUGCCGCACACCGCCAACGCUGCCAGCGGUAAGCAGCCUGCUGAGUGGUGCCGCCGACGCCGUUGCCAUCUCGCCGUACCAACAACUGGCCAUUGUCUCGACGACAACAUCAGCGCCAGCAACAGCAGCGGCAGCAACACCGCUGAUCAUCUGCUCGGAUGACUCGCUCCAGGCGCUGAGCAACAGCUCUGCGAAUGCUGCCACACGUGGUGCACGCAAAGCAACAAAGCUGCAGCAGCAACAACAACAACAGCUACAACAGCAGCAGCAGCAACAUCUGCAUCACCAGCAACAUCAGCCAAAUUACCAGCAACAUCACACACAGCAUCUGCUCUAUCCGGCCAAUAUUACCGCUCACACGGCUCUGGCCUAUGCCCCGCCCCCGGUGAGUGCUGGCGGCGCCUACAUCGAUGGCAGUCCGCUACUCUCCUUCUCGGAGGUGACCAACACGCUGCUGAAUCAGUAAAGGAGACGUGAGCAACAACAACAACAACACCAACACCCACAACCCAAAGCACACAAAAAGACAACAAACAAACAUGUUCAACAGUUUUGCCAAAAUGUGGACUAUGACUAUCGUAUCUUCCAUAAUAUCACCCACACACACACACCUCUCACUCACACACACACACACAAAUAAGCA